UUGAGGACGAGGAGCUUUAUAAUUUUUGCCGCGAUCACCCGGGAAACUUUCAAAAAACUGCAGUUGGCUUUCUGAUUUGAAGGAGGGAAAUAACAAAUGAGAAAUGCAAGCGACUAGCAGGGUCAAAUUCAGAAUAAAGACUACAAUAAUGUUUACAGUUUUAGUCAUAAUAAUAGCCUAGAUGUAGUAUUCUAUCCUAUUUUACCCACGAUUUCUUCAGACUUUAGCCAACACCUUACAGUGCGGCCGAUGCCGCCCCGACUCUCAGUCUCAAGACACUGCACAUUGCAUCGGAGGCUACAGGUGCAGGUGUAGGCGGAGCUGAGCUGAGCUGAGGCGACUAGACUGGCGCUAGCAGAGUGGACGUGGUGCUUGGCUUUAUGAUUUUCAUGUAAACGUAGCUUUAAAAAAAUGAGAUCUUAAUCUUCCAGUCUGAACUCAAAGUCUGGAGUCUGGAACUUUGUGGAAAUGCUGCAUGCAAGGUUUUCUCAGCUGAAGCUUAAACAGAGAACUGCACCGGAUAUUGAUAGAGACAAGAUUGCAAUGGCAAUGGAGCUUGUCAAAGAUGAGACCAAACAAGCUGAUCAGCCAAAUGAAGGUGGCUUUCUUGUUCCAGACCUUUCAACUAGUUCCUGUUUGGAUAGUAUGAAGAAGAAUCUAGAAAGGAUGAAGCAUUUUAGGUCUACUCCAACUCCUAGACCAAGUCCUAAAAAGUGGUUGGAUCAGAAUGGGAUGGGCCUUGAACUUGAAGAAAGAGAUAUUUCUCCUCUUGCUUUCAGAAGAGGGCCAUUUCUAAGUCCAAACUCCUCAAUAGGAAAGCCCCCAAUAUCUGAAGAGCUGGCUCAACUCUGUACAGAAUCCCCAAUGUCUCCUUUCAAGUCUGAUUCUGACAACUCUUCAUGCCUUUUUGCGGAUGAUUCAUUUUUGUCAUCAGCUGCUUUUGCAGAUGAUGUCUUUGGUGAUGGCAAUGUUUCGCUGUCCAAUUCCAGAGAUGGAAGAUCAUACACUGAACAACUCCCCUGGAGUGAGCAUAAACCUGAGCUGUCAGCCAAAUUUGAGACUUACGUGAGAGAAAAUCAAUCUGCAGUGUGUAAAGGAGCGUCGAUUGCAGGCAGUCCAAGCAAGAAAAGGCACAAAAAUCAGCGAUUAGUCCGACGCGUCAAGAGUGCGUCAUCCUUUCGCUUUAGUCCUUUUAAGUCCUCUCCAGAAAAGGCUAAACCAACAUGGUCCGGAACAAGGUGGUAUAAAGCUCCGACAGACACCCGGCUCUAUGAAGUUAGGAGGAGAGAAAUCAAAGACUUUGACCAAGCUGCAGCUGACACCAUCACCUUGCCAAAAAGGGUCUUGCAAUUUGGAGAUUGUGACAAUAAAACAGAUAAACAAGAUCAACUUGUUGAAAAAGCCAAGACUGAAAUCCAUGUUGAGUUAGCUACUUGUAGAACUGACACUCCAGAAUCGGGCUACGGUUCGCUCAACUCUUCUCGCCAAACUCCUGAUUUGGCACGAGGCGAGACCCCAGUGGCAAGAUUUUCAUCAAUAUCGCCAUUUCUAAGAGCUAAUCAGUAUGUGCCUUCUCCGAACAGUGUCUCAUACAAGAACAAUAACUGUGCUAUCCCUUUUCUUGAAAAGUUUGACAUUGUGUCCAGAUUAUUCCGUAUCGCCCCUCAUCUUGUGAAAAAGAUAUUCACCUAUUUGGAUCCAAAAGACCUUGUGCUAUUCUCUUCAGUCAGCCCUCAAUGGCGAUGGAUAUGCUCAUCCCAUCCUCCUACUAAAAAGACCAGAGAUGACUACCUCAAAGCUAAGAAGAGGGAAUUCCUAAAUUGGAAGGAGAACAUUCCAUCCUCCUUAUCAAGGAGUGGACGUCAUGUGACAGGGCCAGGUACUCCACUGUCUUCUGUGCAGUGGUUAGGUACACCAACGGCUGCAAGCACCCCAACAAUGAAAGCAACCAACUUUGACAAAUUCUGCGAGGUUGCAAAACAACUCAAGAAAGGUGAAAAGCUGGAGAGGUGCAAGUGUGGUUCGCCAGCUCUGAUUGAAACCAAGACCAGGAAGGCUUCCUGCUCUGGUGUGCAUUGCCAAUUUGAAUUCUGCGUCAAGUGCAAGAUGAAUUACCAUGGCAACAGCCCUUGUUUGUCAUCAUCAGGAGCCAGGCGGGCAAGAGGACCUAGUGUUGGGUCGAAGAAGAGUAAGAAGAAUUUACGACGUCACUCGCGCCUCUCUGCGAAUGAUUGAUGAAAUUUAGGUUCAUGCUGACUGCAUGUAGGGCCUCUUCUUUCUGUAUUCAAUCAAUUCUUUGUUUAUUUCAAAAGAAUGAAUGCCACAGUGAGGUAAUACCUUAGUCACACCAUCAACCGACUUCAAAUUGACCCUAAAAUGACAGACUGUUGGCCUUUCAGGAUAAUAAAAUGUUUGCGCUUCCGUAUAUUCUCAGUCUGGUUUUGGUCUCAUCGGUGUGACUAAGGUAUCUACGGUGAACAAUACAAGUCAGGCCAGCUGCACGUAGGGUCGAAGAGUCCAGCCAAAUUUCUGUAUACACUGUUUGUUUGGAUUGCUAACUGCCAAAUUUGCUAAGCUACCGGUAGUGUUCUGACAACACCAACUUUCAGACGAAACUUCUGUGAGGCCCCUUUUCCUCUUUGGUAAGAACUUGUGCAUGUACCUAGAAACUGUGCCUGUACCGAGAGACUGUCUGGGCCUGCUCUGUGCAUUAGCAUGCCUGAAUAUCCUCAACUCUGGCAAUAAAAUAAACACCUUGUGUGCAGCUGACUUGUCUAGGUAACUCUUGAUAUUAAAUGUAAACUAAAACAUCAAUUUUUCUCUUCCAUCAUUUUACAAAAUUCACCUCAGUAUUAUGUUUUCUAAGAUAUAUGUGCAGUUAUUUUUAUAAUUGUGUAUUUGAUUCAUAUCUAGUUUGUGUUCAUGGUCUGUUUGUGUGGGGUCUUCCUUGAUAUUCUUACCAGUACUUGUUUUUGUCUUCAGUUUUCAGUUGAACAUGCACAAUAUCUGAAAACAUUUAAAAAAAUAACUUGUACGUCACCUGUUGAAUUAGUAGGUAUAGACCGAUAAUUGUUUAUUUAUAUGAACAUUGUGCCUUGCAUUAUUCACAGUUUGCAUGGCCUUUGAUCAAGAGACUGGUAAUACAUGUACAUGACUCAAAGUGGCAAUGAAUAUUGAAUACCAUUAAUGUCAACAUCGUUUUGUAAGCCCAAACAAUCUUUGUGUGUGAUAAAGCUCUGCAUGAAUCAUUCCAUUACAUUAUCUGUUUCAUAAUGUAUCGGCACUAUCAGGUACAAGUAUUAACCAGAGGGUGAAAGAACAAAGAAAGGGCAAUAAGCUUUUUUAAUAAUUUUCGUAUUUUACUAUUUAUAUUACUUGUAUUGGGGUUUGUAAUGGGAUUUCUACAUGUUAUUGUGAAAUGCACCUGUUUGUAUUUGUUAAGGGUCAUGAAUGGAAUUUAAAGCACAAGUUUAUACCGUACUAUCUUAAGUAAUAUUGUAUAAAUAUAAAACAUUAAUGAUGAAUAUAGAAUAAGGAGUAAUUUUUUAAAAUGUACUAAGUAUGGAAUGUGUAUUUAAAAUGUGUUUUGAUAUGUAAUUAAGAAAGGGAAGGUAGCACUACCUCUUGCACAGAUUUAACAUAGUUUUAGGUGAGCUUGCACAUCACCUUUUGCACAACAAUGAUCUGUUAUUAAUUAGUGAUUGCAAUGCACAGGUAUCCUCAUAAAGUGGGAUAGUGGUAAGAUAGUUAUCCAAUUCUUAGGUUAAACCAAAUCAAUUUUAAAUUGUUAAUAGAUCUAUAAGCAGUUGGCUAAUCAUACUGAAUAUCUAAUUUACUAGGAGGAAGAAAUUUCCUUCUGAAUCUUAAUAAUAGCUUUUUCUCUUAGUUUUUUCUUUUGUACAACUGUAGAAAUUGACAAUCCUCUCUGUAACUUCUUAAUAGUGUGAUUGAAAUAUCAACAAAGUUGCAAUUUUCUAAUUAUCCAUUUCAAAAUGUUUUUAAAACUCUUAAAUCAAUUAAGAAUAAUGAAUUGUUAUUUGCAUGACAUAUCAAACAAAGGGUUUAUUAUCUAGAAGGAAUGCCAAAUCACAGUGUUUAUUUUUAAAGGUGGUCAACCUUUUUAUCAAGUUGCUUUCAAUAAAGGCAGGAAAUAGAUCAGUAAGAGUUUUAGGAAAAUCAAGUGAAUUCAAAGAAAGUUAUGAAUGUUAGAAAUUAAUCAAUUAAAAGGCAAGUUGGCAACCCUCUGGUUUACCUUACAAGCACCUCUUCCAUUUGUCUAUACUAGUAAAAGAAAAAGUGCCAUGAAUUUCAACUUUCUUUCUUGAUUGUUGGCAAGGGAAGUAGGAAUAAUUAUAUUUCAUAGAGCAAUUUGUAAAAGCACUAGUUCAAGAAGGAUAUGGAAGUUAAUAAAUGUUUUGGUAUGGAGUGAAUAGAAGAGGUGCUUGCAAAGAAAAUCGCAGAGUUGAGAAUUUUUGUUUGCUUGAUUACUACUCAUCUUUCUAAUCCUUGAGCAGAUUUUCCUCAAAAUUUCACUGAUCUGUUUUUCUCAUUUUUAAGCCUUUAUUAAAAGCAACUUAAUAUUAGGAUGAAUUAACCUUGACAUAUAAAUGAUGGCAGCUGAGUCUUUCAUGUGCCUGUGCCAUAAUAUUGCGUACAAUCCUGUGUAUUCCAUUAUAGCAGUACUGAAUUGUUCAUGUUUUUGUAACUUCUUAUGAACCUUUAUAAUGUUUGUAAUAAAUACACUUUUUACUGUUGUAAAGAA
This is a messenger RNA of Strongylocentrotus purpuratus (purple sea urchin), 4762 nucleotides long. RefSeq lists its product as uncharacterized. Gene Ontology annotation, biological process: negative regulation of meiotic nuclear division; regulation of mitotic nuclear division. The transcript is spliced from 5 exons. NCBI's taxonomy places the organism in Eukaryota, Metazoa, Echinodermata, Echinoidea, Camarodonta, Strongylocentrotidae. Gene Ontology annotation, cellular component: nucleus. The record is from RefSeq and is a predicted model, not a curated record. The coding region runs from base 469 to 2235 and encodes 588 amino acids. Gene Ontology annotation, molecular function: protein binding.